Molecule: messenger RNA, 3156 nt
Organism: Teleopsis dalmanni
Lineage: Eukaryota; Metazoa; Arthropoda; Insecta; Diptera; Diopsidae
Product: A disintegrin and metalloproteinase with thrombospondin motifs 8-like
Biological process (GO): proteolysis
Molecular function (GO): metalloendopeptidase activity
Source: RefSeq, a predicted model, not a curated record
AGUGCACAAUCUUCAGAACAAAUCGGAGAAGUUUUUCAGGAUGAAGAAAAUAUGGCUGCAAUAUUAAUGCGGCGUCAUGGCGAAACUGGUGAUUUAGUCAUGGAAGGUAGUAUUGGUCAUGAAAUGGUCAUUAAACCAGUGCCACAUGAAUUGAGCCCAAAUAAAGAACAAGCACAUCAUAUAAUAUAUAAACGUGAAGCACAGCCCUUGGAACACUUAAGUGAUUUUGCUUUUAUGGAACCCGAUGAUCUAAGAACAAGUGAGAAAUUGGAAAAACUGCAACGUCGCCAAAAGCGUUCAGCAAACUUAGAUGACACGGCGGAAUUAACAAAAGAAGAUGAAGACGCUAUGCAUGAUGAAUUGACUGAAGAUGAAGAAGAGCAUACACGUGCUAAACGGCAAGCACCUUACAUCAUUUAUCCCGAGGUUUUGGUUAUUGUGGAUUACGAUGGUUAUCGGUUGCAUGGUGGAGAUAAUUUGCAGGUGAAACGUUACUUCAUCUCUUUCUGGAACGGCGUAGAUUUGCGUUAUCGUUUACUUAAAGGUCCUAGAAUACGUAUAAGCAUUGCUGGUAUUAUUAUCUCAAGGGGCAGAGAUGCUACACCAUAUCUGGAAAGGAAUCGUGUUGGACGUGAUGCUAUUGAUUCAGCAGCAGCCUUAACGGAUAUGGGUAAAUAUUUGUUCCGUGAGAGACGUUUACCAGUUUACGAUAUUGCUGUGGCAAUAACAAAACUUGAUAUGUGCAGACGUAUGUCAGCGUAUGGCGAAUGUAAUCGUGGCACAGCAGGUUUUGCAUAUGUCGGUGGAGCUUGCGUUGUCAACAAGCGUUUGGAAAAAGUCAACAGCGUUGCCAUCAUUGAGGACACCGGCGGUUUCAGCGGUAUAAUUGUGGCUGCUCAUGAAGUUGGUCAUUUACUUGGCGCCGUACAUGACGGUUCACCACCACCAAGCUACCUUGGCGGACCUGGCGCACAGCGAUGCCGCUGGGAGGAUGGCUACAUUAUGUCAGAUUUGAGACACACAGAACGUGGUUUCAGAUGGUCACCAUGUACAGUACAAAGUUUUCAUCAUUUCCUUAAUGGUGAUACUGCCACCUGCUUGCAUAAUGCUCCACAUGAAGAUGGUGCAUUAGGUCGUUCACUGCCAGGCACUUUACUUUCACUGGAUGCACAGUGUAGGCGAGAUCGUGGCACGUAUGCAUGCUUUAAGGAUGAACGUGUGUGUGCACAACUUUUCUGCUUUGAUGCACAGACUGGCUACUGUGUAGCGUAUAGACCUGCUGCAGAGGGCUCAUCGUGUGGAAAUGGAUUGCAUUGUUUGGAUGGACGAUGUGCACCCUUGCCUACAAAUGCUAUAAACUAUGGUCCUCCCUACCGUGUAGUAUACAAAAACAACAAUGCAGCAAAUUCCGCUGAAAAUAAUGACAACAUCAGUAGUGAAGAAGAUGAUGACGACGAAGAGGAUGAAAGUAACGCUGGCGAGGAAGAAGAUGAUAUCGAAAAUGAUAACAAGAGUAGUGAGGAAGAAAACGAAGUACAAAAACCACAUAAACUUGAUAACUCCGUUGAGGAAACAUUAUUAGAACUUAAAGAUGAGCAAAACAAAACUAUUCACACUACACACACAACCGAAGAUCCAAUACAGACAACACCCAAACAAAUACAAACUAAAUUUGACACUUUUGAAUAUUUGACACGAAUUUUAGAAAAUAAGGAAUGGUCCCAAUUGCUGCGACCAAACGGAACGACUCCGAUAACUACGACAAAACCAACAGUAAAACCAUAUAGCACUAUUGCGGAGCAAGAACUCAUGCAAAGGCUUCAAUUGUAUGGAGGUGUUGUUGUGAAGACUAGUACGACAAGUAGUGUCAGUAGUAGUACUGGAAGUAAAAAUGUUAACAAAACUGUUACUGUAAGUAACAGUUGUUCUGUUAAUUGCAACUGUAGAGAACAGAAAUGCACAGACAGCAACGAAAUAAUACAAAACAAACAGGAAAUUGUUGAAAGACAAAAUAUACAAACACAUAUACCAUUUACAACUACAACAACAACUACAACCACUACUACACCUAUACCGACGACACAAAUACAAACACACAAUUCACCACAAAAUUUCUUUAAGUUCUACACAACAGAAUUUCGAAAACAAUUUCAUUACUAUUUGAAUUUGUUGCAAAAAAGUAAUAGCAACUAUUCAAAUCGUAAUGUUACUAAAUUACAAAAACAAACACAAUCAGAACCACAACCACCACACAAACAGAACAAUACAGUUCCUACCACAAAAACUACUAAAGUUCAAAAUCAAGAAUCAACAAAAAAUUCGAUCAAUUCAAAUUAUAGUGAAACGACCAACAUUAACAACAAUGGCAACCCUAGCAACGAAAAUGCCGAAGGCAGUAAUGUUCCCAAUAUCAGCAACUAUGACGACGACGAGAAUGAGGCGAGUAAUGAGGCAAUCGUCAAGCAAAAACGUAAGUUUGAUGCACAAAUUUCAACAACUACAACAGCUAAACAACAGCAACCACUUAAAUUGUUGCAACAAUACACGCCACCAACACCAGCAAUAACUACGACAACUGCUGGCGCUUUACCAACAGUUACUCGUAGCAAUUUAUAUGGUGGGCGCGCUGCCCAACGUAGUCAUUCCUUUUUAGAUGCAUAUUUUAAAAAAUUGCAAGCCCUACAAGCGCAGCAAGCAGCAGCUGCGCCCGCACCCCCCUCAGCACUUCCACCUACCGUAUCGGUAUCGACUACAAUAACUUCAACAACAGCGUCACAACAGCAGCAGGCACUUAAGGAAGCCGAUAACUUUGCCACACAAUUCUUAAAACUGGUUAAUUUCAAGGCGUUUCCGUUUUAGACUGUUUCAAGGUACCUAAAUAUUUCAUAGCACAAAAUACAUUCAAAUCAAGCACACACUUCAGGAACAAAUGAAUAUGAAACGGUCUCCAAUAAGGCAUCUCACUCUCAUUGGGCACCGAAAUUUAAUAUUCUGCAAUAAUCUCAACGUCCUCACAUCAGCAUCAAAUCAAAUCAAAUCAAAUCAAAUCAUAACCGCAGUUCGAAGGAAAUGUUAAUUUGCCAUUAUUUAAAAACAAAAAGAAUUUCAUAACUAUUUUGAAAAUUAUUAAAAUUGUGUUAAAAUUUCAGAUAUUUA